This is a messenger RNA of Auxenochlorella protothecoides, 1413 nucleotides long. RefSeq names its product Actin-related protein 4. NCBI's taxonomy places the organism in Eukaryota, Viridiplantae, Chlorophyta, Trebouxiophyceae, Chlorellales, Chlorellaceae. The record is from RefSeq and is a predicted model, not a curated record. The transcript is spliced from 8 exons. Gene Ontology annotation, molecular function: chromatin binding. Gene Ontology annotation, biological process: regulation of transcription by RNA polymerase II. The coding region runs from base 1 to 1413 and encodes 470 amino acids. Gene Ontology annotation, cellular component: SWI/SNF complex; NuA4 histone acetyltransferase complex.
AUGUGGACGCAUGCACAUGUACAUCAUUGGAUUGCUCAGCCUGAUCGCUGGGAUGCCGUCCUGUCAAUCCCAGAUGAGGUGAAUGCCGUGGUGGUGGACCUGGGGUCCUUCACUGUGAAAGUGGGCUAUGCUGGAGAGGACACCCCCAAGCACGUCUUCCCCUCGCUCACCCUUGCCGGCAUUGAUCCAAAAUCACAGGCCCUUGGCAGCAUUGACUCCCCUCCCAAUGGCGAUGCCAUGGAGGUGGAUGGUGUCGGCCCGUCUGGGAGGACCUUCAAAGUGGGCACAGCCAGCCUUGCCGUGCCCCAAGAUGGGCUGGAGGUGAUUUCCCCAUUCUCUGAGGCUGGAGUCCUGGAGGACUGGGACGCCCUUGAAGCACUCUACAACCAUGCCUUCAAGGAUCAGCUGCGGCUCGACCUCAAGGAGCAUCCGCUCAUGCUGGGAGAGCCCUCAAACACACCCCGCCCAGUUCGGGAAAAGCAAGUGGAGCUGCUGUUUGAGAGAUACGACACGCCUGCCGUCUUCCUGGCGAAAAACGCGGUGCUGAGUGCCUUCUCGACGGGGCGACAGACGGCGCUCGUCGUGGACGCCGGACACGCCCAGACGAUGGUGGCGGCCGUGCAUGACGGGUAUGUGCUCCAGAAGUCGGUGAUCCGGAGUCCCCUGGGCGGAGCCCUGCUGACGCGGUGCCUCAUGCACUCUGUCCAGUCCGGCGGCACGCGCAUCCACCCUCGCUUCGACUUCCAGAGGGUCGAGACCGUGCCCGGCCAGUUUGAGGUCAAGUACGAGGCCAGGAAGUACCGCGGGCCGGAUGGCGAGCUGCACGCCGUGACGGCCACCGACUCCUACCGCCGCCACACCGUGCUGUCCAUCGCGCAGGACCUGAAGGACGCGGUGUGCCGCGUCUCCGACGGCCCCUUUGACCCCGAGGAGAACGCCAACAUCCCCCAGGUCACCUACGAGCUGCCCGACGGGCAGGAGAUCCAGGUGGGCGCCGACCGCUUCGCCGUGCCGGAGGCGCUGUUCAACCCCGGCCUGCUCGCCAGGUACGGCGCGGAGGGUGCGCCGGACGACGCCGCGCCGGCCCCCGCCCCCCUUCAGGCGGCGGUGAAUGAGUGCGUGGCGCGCUGCGACGUGGACGCGCGGCGCGAGCUCUACGCCAACGCGCUGCUGACCGGGGGGACCGCGGGUUUCGCCUCGCUGCGGGAGCGCCUGGAGCGCGAGGUGACCGAGGCAGCGCCCGCCCUGGCCCGCGUCAAGCUGGUGUCACCCAGCAACCCCGUGGAGCGGCGCUACAGCGUGUGGAUUGGGGGCUCGGUGCUGGCCAGCCUGGGGUCCUUCCAGCAGAUGUGGAUGUCCAAGGCCGAGUACGCGGAGUAUGGCCCGGGCCUCAUCCACAAGAAGGCGCCGUGA